CCCGGAAAUCCGGGCGGGCGCAGAGCCGGGUGCGCUUUGCGACAGAGCCGUAAAGGCGCGCGGAACUAUGGCGGUGUACGCUGCUGCGGCAGGCGUCCUGGCAGGCGUGGAGAGCCGCCAGGGCUCCAUCAAGGGGCUGGUGUACUCCAGUAACUUCCAGAACGUGAAGCAGCUGUACGCUCUGGUGUGCGAGACGCAGCGCUACUCCGCGGUGCUGGACGCGGUGAUUGCCAGCGCCGGCCUCCUCCGCGCGGAGAAGAAGCUGCGGCCGCACCUGGCCAAGGUGCUAGUGUAUGAGCUGUUGUUGGGGAAGGGCUUUCGAGGGGGUGGGGGCCGAUGGAAGGCUCUGUUGGGCCGGCACCAAGCAAGGCUCAAGGCUGAGUUGGCUCGGCUCAAGGUUCAUCGGGGUGUGAGCCGGAAUGAGGACCUGCUGGAAGUGGGAUCCAGGCCUGGUCCAGCCUCCCAGCUGCCUCGAUUUGUGCGUGUCAACACUCUCAAGACCUGCUCCGAUGAUGUAGUUGAUUAUUUCAAGAGAAAAGGUUUCUCCUAUCAGGGUCGGGCUUCCAGCGCUGACGACCUCCGAGCCCUCAAGGGGAAGCGUUUUCUCCUGGACCCCGUGGUGCCAGAGUUGCUGGCGUUUCCCGCCCAGACAGAUCUACAUGAACACCCACUGUACCGGGCCGGACACCUCAUUCUGCAGGACAGGGCCAGCUGUCUCCCAGCCAUGCUGCUGGACCCUCCACCGGGCUCCCACGUCAUCGAUGCAUGCGCUGCCCCAGGCAAUAAGACCAGUCACUUGGCUGCUCUUCUGAAGAACCAAGGGAAGAUCUUUGCCUUUGACCUGGAUGCCAAGCGGCUGUCGUCCAUGGCCACUCUGCUGGCCCGGGCCGGCGUCUCCUGCUGUGAGCUGGCUGAAGAUGACUUCCUGGCAGUCUCCCCCUCAGAUCCGCGCUACAGUCAGGUAUGCAGAGCAGACAGCUGGAGGAGCCUGGCGCACGCACACCUAGCCCGGAGCGCCUGCAUGCGCUGGCAGGGUUCCAGCAGCGAGCCUUGUGCCAUGCGCUCACUUUCCCCUCCCUGCAGCGGCUUGUCUACUCUACGUGCUCCCUUUGCCAGGAGGAGAAUGAAGAUGUGGUACGAGGCGCCCUGCAGCAGAACCCUGGCGCCUUUAGGUAAUGGGUGUGCGCCAGGGUCCUGGGGGGCAGCGGUGAGUGGCUCUCUAACCCAGCACCUGUUUCUCUCGCAGGCUAGCUCCCGUCCUGCCUACCUGGCCGCUCCGAGGCCUGAGCAGGUUCCCAGGUGCGGAGCAUUGCCUCCGGGCCUCCCCCGAGACCACACUCAGCGGUGGCUUCUUUGUUGCUGUAAUUGAACGGGUUGAGGCGCCGAGCUCAGCCUCACAGGCCGAAGCGUCAGCACCAGAAUGCACACCCAGCCCAGCCCCAAAGAGAAAGAAGAGACGGCGACAAGCUGCAGCUGAUGCUCACACGCUGCCUGGCACAUAGCAGGGGCUCCGGGCUGCCUCCUUCCUGGUGGGAAAGGAAGAUGCUGUCCUCCCCAUGGAGGGCCCUGGGCCUCACCGCAGGCAGCAGUACUGGGUUCCUUCCUUGGGCUGUGUUCUUUGCUGGUGACAAAAGUGUUGCCCACAAAAAUAAAAUGCAGAGCGUAUUCUA
Molecule: messenger RNA, 1670 nt
Organism: Callithrix jacchus (white-tufted-ear marmoset)
Lineage: Eukaryota; Metazoa; Chordata; Mammalia; Primates; Cebidae
Source: RefSeq, a predicted model, not a curated record